UCGAUGCUUCCAUGUUCUCCAGUUUCUCUCUUCUCUAGGGAAUGAGAGAUGAUACCUAUGCUAUACGUGCUCGCAAAAAGGCUUAUUUUCUUAAUUGGAGGGAGUCUAGGGACUUGUAUGAUCAUUGAGCUCAUUCUUCAUUAGAUAUGAGCUUCAGGAGUCGUAAUCCUCUAUUGCUGUGGCAAUUUAUCUCCUGUAAGAUUAAAGUUACUUAUAUUGCAUGUGACAAGUUCUAACUGCCUUGAGUAUAGAAGAAAGGAGGAUGGAACUUACCCAGGCUCUUGCCUCUGAGAAGAAACCGAAACAUUUCCCUUUAACGCCCUUCAGAAUCAUCAGGGGUGUGAUAUGUUUAGCGACUCUUCUUUCAAGUGCAUUCAUUUGCUUAAUUUAUUUCUCACCAGUAGCAGCUCUACUCUUGCGCUUCUUCAGCACGCACUAUAGUAGGAAAGUAGUAGCAUUCCUCUUUGGUCUUUGGCUUGGAUUGUGGCCAUUCUUAUUCGAAAAGAUUAACGAAACCAAAGUGGUAUUUUCUGGACAACAUGUUCCACCAGGAGAACGUGUUCUGCUGAUAGCCAACCACAGAACAGAAGUUGAUUGGAUGUUCUUGUGGGAUCUUGCAUUGCGAAAGGGAUGCUUGGGCCACAUCAAAUACCUACUUAAGAAAAGUUUGAUGAGAUUGCUUGUCUUUGGAUGGGGAUUUCAUGUGCUGGAGUUCAUCCCACUGGAAAGAAAAUUGGAAGUUGAUGAACCAGUUAUUAGACGGAUGGUUUCGACUUUUACCAAUCCUCAGGAUCCACUUUGGCUGACCCUUUUCCCUGAAGGAACUGAUUUCACUGAGCAAAAGUGCAAAAGUAGCCAAGAGUUUGCUACCAAGACUGGAUUGCCUGUCCUAAAGAAUGUACUGCUUCCUAAGACAAAAGGUUUUUAUGCUUGCUUGGAAAUAUUAAGGAGCUCAUUGGAUGCAGUUUAUGAUGUGACAAUCGCGUACAAGAAUAAUCAGUGUCCUACUUUACUGGACAAUGUUUUCGGUGUGGAUCCAUCUGAAGUACACAUUCAUAUAAGACGUAUUCCCAUUGAGGAGAUUCCAGCAUCUGAAAGGGAGGCGUCUGCCUGGUUGAUGGACACAUUUCAGUUGAAGGAUCAGUUACUCUCUAAUUUUAUCGCAAAUGGCCAUUUCCCUAAUGAAGGAACGGAAAAAGAACUCUCUACCGCAAAAUGCUUGGUCAAUUUUACACUAGUAACUGCUGUCACUGGAAUAUUUGCAUUCUUUACAUUUUAUUCAUUCAUCUGGUUCAAAAUAUAUGUAGGUUUAUCUUGUGUAUACCUUUCUUAUGCUACUUACUUCAAUUUCAGACCACAACCAAUUCUUGGUUGUACUAUUGAAAUGCCUUGGUGCAGAAAAAAAUUCAUACAAUGAAAAAUCAGCAGAAAGGUGAUGAUGAUUUUAAAUUGCUCUUAUUGCAUUUUUUAAAUUGUUAACAAUGUUGUUUCUUCUAGAGUUCUAGUUAAGUAUUA
This is a messenger RNA of Lycium barbarum (goji berry), 1515 nucleotides long. Its product is annotated as probable 1-acyl-sn-glycerol-3-phosphate acyltransferase 4. NCBI's taxonomy places the organism in Eukaryota, Viridiplantae, Streptophyta, Magnoliopsida, Solanales, Solanaceae. The record is from RefSeq and is a predicted model, not a curated record. The transcript is spliced from 5 exons. The coding region runs from base 263 to 1417 and encodes 384 amino acids. Gene Ontology annotation, cellular component: endomembrane system. Gene Ontology annotation, molecular function: acyltransferase activity.